UUUGCUUGUGUGGAUGUUAGUUUCCUUUGAUCGAUCGAUGUUAGUUUCCUUGCUGGAUUGUAUAGAGUUCCCUUUGAUCGAUCGAUGUUAGUUUCCUUGCUGGAUUGUAUGGAGUUCCCUUUGAUCGAUCGAUACCUCGGCAUUGGAAAUGCCGAGAAGUCAAUUCCUUUGCAGAUGUGUGUUUGGGAUUCGUGCAGCGAUCUCUAUUCUUUCUUUCUUUUUUCUUGUGGUUUCUAUUUUUUUGCUUGCAUGGUGUUUGAUACUGGCAAAGAUGGUGGUGGUCCUAUACGACAGCUUGGACAGCUGAUUGAGGCCAGGACUGUGUGUGUAGUCGAGGCUUUACCCACCCGUUGACAUUAGAGCUUGGAAGAUUCAUAUUACUUUGAGAGGAAGGUUUAAGAAAAGGAAAAGGAGAGGACUCAGAUCCAACGGCGAGAACCCUGAUACGUGGGUGACUUAGAGUCGUUUAUCGGUAUUUGCUACAGUCGUAGCUUGUUUGCGAGAGAUGGAAGAGCAAGAGGUGGUGCUCGCGACGCCUCUGAUGAAAAAUGAGAGUGGGGAAGGACCGAGCAGAACAUACAGUGGCGAGGGGUUCUCGGCUCUCAGGCAGCUUUCUGGAAAGCGGCAAUUCAAGGUGGUCAGGUCCUUUCAGGAAGGGGCUUUUGACGCGAGCAUCGGCCAUGGAGGAAUCCGUGAGUAUAACAAGAAGCAGCGCGAAGCGCUUGCUAUGUUUGAAGAGGUUGAUGCGCUGAGUCAUCUGGGACAAGGACUGAGAGACGAUGGUAAAUCGAGUGCUGAUCGGGAAGCUCUGGCUGUUAACUGCUCCAAUCUGUGGAACGUCAUACUUCUUGCUUUGAAGGUAUAUGCAACAGUAGCAAGUGGUUCUCUGGCAAUCGCGGCCUCGACACUAGAUUCUCUCCUUGACUUGUUGGCUGGCGGCAUUCUUUGGUUCACCCAAUGGACAAUGAAAAGGACGGACAUUUACAACUAUCCCAUCGGGAAGCUGAGAGUUCAACCAGUUGGCAUUGUGGUUUUCGCGGCUGUUAUGGCAACUCUUGGCCUCCAGGUGCUUAUAGAAGGCGUGAGACAGCUUCUCGACGGGAAGCCCAAAACUCACCUAGAUAUGUCACAGUCGAUAUGGAUGAUAGCGAUCAUGGGAACAGCCAUCGUCGUCAAGCUGGGACUCUUUCUGUACUGCCGGAGCUUCAAGGACGAGAUAAUUCUCGCGUAUGCAAUGGAUCACCAGUUCGACGUGAUCACGAACGUGGUUGGCUUAGCGGCAGCUCUACUUGCUGAUCGCUUCUACUGGUGGCUGGAUCCCAUUGGUGCUGUAGCUCUGGCGAUCUACACCAUUGUCAAUUGGUCCAAGACGGUUUUCGAGAAUGCAGUGUCGUUGAUCGGAAAGUCGGCACCACCGGAAGUCCUCCAGAAGCUGACUUACAUGGCUUUCAAUCACCACCGUGACAUCCAACACAUUGACACGGUCCGCGCUUACACAUUUGGAGCUCUCUUCUUCGUUGAGGUUGAUAUCCAACUUCCAGAGACGAUGCCACUGAAAGAAGCUCACGACAUUGGCCAAUCUCUGCAAGACAAGAUCGAAGCUCUCGCAGAAGUAGAGCGUGCUUUCGUCCACCUCGAUUUCGAGUGCACGCACAAACCAGAGCACCAAAAGAGCCACUUCAUCACAGACGUGUAAAAUAGACAGAGGCGGUUCGGAGAAAGGAAUCGAACCUGGAACCCCCUUGCGCUAGAGAAUAAAGUUUAAUUAUCCUGUUUC
Messenger RNA from Selaginella moellendorffii, 1777 nucleotides. RefSeq names its product metal tolerance protein 4. Gene Ontology annotation, biological process: monoatomic cation transport; transmembrane transport. Bases 506 to 1696 code for a protein of 396 amino acids. The record is from RefSeq and is a predicted model, not a curated record. Lineage: Eukaryota; Viridiplantae; Streptophyta; Lycopodiopsida; Selaginellales; Selaginellaceae. Gene Ontology annotation, molecular function: monoatomic cation transmembrane transporter activity. The transcript has 7 exons. Gene Ontology annotation, cellular component: membrane.